AUGAAUAAGCCAUACGAUAAAACAGUGAAAGACUACCCUAUUUAUGUAUACGGAAAGAUACAUGAUUUAGUGGAAGAGCUAAAUAGGUAUCAUCAAAAAUGUUACAUUAAUAAUGAGAAGAAUGUAGAUUUGUGGAAGGAGUUUAAGUACAAGAAGAAGAAAAGGUUCCGGUUCCUUUCGGUGCUGGAUUAUUAUGCGAACGUUAGGAACAAGAAAUGGGAAUUCGACAUCAUUCCAAUCGUAUUUAACGAGGAAUAUGAGAUUUUGUAUCUAGGCGUUUCGAUGCUUUUCAACGACAGUUUUUCGGAGGAGUACAAAAGGGGUAGAUACAACUACAUAGAGCUCUUUAUUUGUAACUUCGAAAAUGAUAAUGUGAAUCAGUGCCAAAGUGAGUGGAUACCAUCGUUGCCUCUCAGAAAUGGACGUAACACAGGCGACAUUAUGGACUGCCUUGUUAAGGUGGAGGAUUUGAAGAGAAUAGACAUGGAGGGGGAGAGCCUCCGUAAAAUAAGCACAGAAAUGGCUAGAACGCGCAACACCAGUGAAAGUAAUGACGGAAAGAAUGAUCAUGAUGAUGAUACGGAAGGACGUCUGAUAACCUCCAUAAAUGAUAGUUACCACUUGGAGAGAAAGGUCGGGAAGAAAAGGGAGACGGAUUUCCCUUUGGCGGAGGAUUUCUCCAGCCAAGAUGAACACUUCCCAUCUGAUAGCAUUAGAAAUGACUUCAUCGGGAAGGCUAAGGCCAAUUUGAGUAUCGGCGGUGAUCAGGUGGAUGCUCGUCUAUUACUCGCGCGAAAUGUAAACGUCAUUCAAGACAACGACAUGUCCACACUGAGGAGCAACCUGAGCUGCGAUAGCGGCAGCAGCGUGCGAAACAGGUUUAUCGCUAGCAGCAACAAGGAGGGAUUCCCUCCAGGGUAUUGUUAUAAGAAGGAUGAAGAGAAUAAUUGGAAGCGAGGAAGUACCAACGGGGAAGAUUCCUCUACAGAUAGGGGGGGAGCAAUAAACGGGAAAGGUGGAAAAAAAGGUCGUCAAGGUGUCUAUCCCUUCUCGCAUCUGGCAACUGGUGUUGACUUUCACAAUAGAGAAACGGAACACACGACUGAUGAUGCGGACAAAAGAAGCAUUCACAAAGUGGCGUACUACAAGAAUGUGAAAGAGGUAAACGAAGUGGAAGAGAAGACAUACAUUUCGUCCGAAGGGGGAUCCACAAAAAAAGUGAUGAAUUAUGAGUACCUCUACAGAAGUAGAGAAAGCGAAACGAUGUACUUGGAUCCCCUGAGGGGAAGGAACCAUCAUCCGUCCAAGGGGGACGACUCCGCACAGGGGGACGCCAAUGAAUUGGACGCAGUGGAGGAGAGGCCGUUCGCCAACAACUGCAACGGGAGGAGAGGCUACACAAAGAGCAUGCAUACAACCAUGGAGCGGAGUGAGGUAGUACUGGAGGGAAGUCCCGCCGCAGUGGGUAACCACAUUGCAGAGGCUAACCGCUCCGGAGCAGGGGCAGCACCGACGGGAAGAUCCUCCCCCCUUGGCCACUUCACACGACUCACAGAGCACGAAGAAAUUACGCUUGUUAAUCGUAAUGAGAUGAUACAGAGUAGCGACAGGGUGCACCUUGUCGAGAGCGAGGAGUACCAGAGGGACACAUAUAUCACUGCGGAGAGCAGGAGCAACCAUAAUAGAGUGACUGACUUCAACGCACAGGAAAGCAAAGGUAGCGAAGCCGAUAAACGGAACGAGUUUAAGCUAGGCUCCUUCAGCUCCAAAGGAAACAGAACGUACAACGAAGACAGAGUAAUCACCAUUAGGGAUGUCAACCAAUUUGUGCAGAAGGAAUAUAAGGAAGUGAUCGAGGAGAGGGGGAAUCUGCUAAGUGAGUCCCUCGAGAGGGAGUACUACCACAUGCUGCAGAAGUCGCAGAGUGUGGACAGCUCAUUCGGAUAUCCCUCGGUCGAAUCGGAAGCGUCAGGAGAGGAGGCGAGAGUGAAGGCGAGAGCCGCGGCAACUGGGAUCACUGCUGCGAGGGUAAGCUCUUCCGAGUCCCCCCCCCCUCCUUACAUGUAUUGCGCCAUCUACGACGGACACAACGGCGAGAAGGCGGUGAACAUCAUCCAGAAGUUGCUGCAUCUGCAUGUGCACACAUACUACAUAAAUGGAAAUGGGAUGUCGAAUUCGUUAAAAUAUGCCUUCCACAAGAUGGACGAGCACUUGUGUAGGAAGACAAUAAAUAAUGAGGAGGAUAAUCACUCGAACUUUUCCAGCGGAAGCACAGCAUGCGUCAGUGUCAUCUUCAAACAUAUGAUGUAUAUAGCGAACAUAGGAGAUAGCCGAUGUGUGCUGAGUAAAAAUGGCAGGGCAGUUGUCGUAACGGUGGAUCACCGAGCUGGAGGAAAUAAAAAGGAGGAAGAGAGGAUUAUAACCUCUGGAGGGAUCUUAGACGACGAAGGGUAUCUAGGUGGAUGUUUAGGAGUGUGUAGAGGAUUUGGCUCAUUUGACAAAAAGACUAGAGAAAAAUUAAAAGGUCUUGUUUGUGAACCGGACCUAUUUCAAAUAAAGCUAACGGAGGAUGAUGAGUUCCUGAUUAUCUGCUGCGACGGGAUUUUUGAUGUUAUGACUUCGCAGGAGGCGGUGAACACCGUAAGGGCUUCCCUGGUGGAGAGCUCUGACCCUACGGUGGCAGCGGAGGCCUUGUGUCAUUUGGCUUACAAAAGGAAGGCCCUGGAUAACCUGUCCGUCGUCGUCGUGAUUUUUCAGAGCCCCGAGACGAAGAAUAAGGCGCAGUCCAGCGAAAGCGCCAAUUUGUACACCGGCCAGGCGGGCCGUUCCCGCAGGAGGUACGUCCAGCGGGGGAACAUACCAGCUCUCGAACGCGCAGCGAUCGGAAGAGAAGCCAUCGAAAGAGCAUGA
Plasmodium inui San Antonio 1 is the source of this 2910-nucleotide messenger RNA. RefSeq lists its product as hypothetical. Gene Ontology annotation, molecular function: protein serine/threonine phosphatase activity. Gene Ontology annotation, biological process: protein dephosphorylation. The record is from RefSeq and is a predicted model, not a curated record. Lineage: Eukaryota; Apicomplexa; Aconoidasida; Haemosporida; Plasmodiidae. Bases 1 to 2910 code for a protein of 969 amino acids. The transcript has a single exon.